This is a messenger RNA of Ciona intestinalis (vase tunicate), 2614 nucleotides long. Lineage: Eukaryota; Metazoa; Chordata; Ascidiacea; Phlebobranchia; Cionidae. The record is from RefSeq and is a predicted model, not a curated record.
AUCGUUUGUGUUUUGUUGCACGCACAGGAUCGCAUGUGCAACCUGUAUUCGCCACCUGUCUGAACUGAUCAACCUGUGUGAGGAUAAGAUUGAGUGCAGUUCUGGGAAGACUGCUUGCGCCACGCAAAGUGUCCGAAAAUUAUUGAGAAAUCGACCGACAUAAAGUAAAGAUCUCGAAGGGAAACUACAGCAGUCUCUCUUUCGCAUUCGAUUGGAGGGAUAAGUUGUAACAGGCCAAAGCAAUGUUAUAAAGUACAAUAUAGGUAGAUUUCAAACUUGACUGGUGUGAAUUGGGGAGCAGCAUUGGAUCAAAGACUACAGGCAGCAUUAAGCUCUUCUUUGUCACACGUCUUUAGCUGUUUAAAAGAUAGCGUAUUACAUGAGGAGAGAGCCAGACUCUUCGGUUUUGCUUUUAUCACUUUUAUCGGGUCACACGCAAGUUUCCUGUCGGUGUUAUUUUCAAUCCUUUGCAGGUUUUGUGUCCACAGUAAUGACGCUAGCGCAGUUACUUCUGUUUUUAUCACUGGCCGCAGUGCAGCAGGUUCUCGCCGCUCAAAAAGAAAGUAAAUGCGACAUUUCAAGCCACCCACGAAAUCUAACGCUAACCAAUGACAACUUGUCAUACACAUUGAAGUGGGAACGACCGCGCACGCCGCUCGAGUCGGAGCUCAGUAGCAAAAAUACUCUUGUCAUUACAUACAACGUGUACCUGGCAGUUGAAUUGCGGACCGGCGAGCUGUUUAACUGGGUUCCCUUGGUUCGAUGUACCAACCUACACACCACCUCUUGCUUGUUUCAGCUUAAAAACAUCGACUACAACUACGUUGUUUCCGUGCAGGCAAUAAACGGCGCUUGUAUAAGUGACCGCACACUUUCCACAGUGUUUCUGGCACCCCGAAACUCAAGUCUACUGUCCCCGCCAAAAUUUAAGGUCCGACGUGGUAAAAACGACAUUUUCAUACACCCAGAACCGGUGGAAAACAUAAAACCGUCAUCUGGUGAUAAUGAUAUGGAUAAAUCUUCACUAAUUGACAUUUUUCUUCGAUUGCAAUAUCAGGUCGAACUCACUACUUCAGAAAAUCAAACCGACCGUACGUUAGCUGAAGUCACAACAACUGAGAUUAACGUCCCUACUCAUAUUUGUGCAAACAAAGCAAAAGCAAUGUUAAGUCAGUGCUGUGUCCGACUACGGUUUCUUGUGCCCGAUCUUGUUGGGGAAGGUUACCCGCUUGGAACUGGUAACUGGAGCGAGUGGAAAUGCUUCAAUGUAACUGAAAUCCCUUCAACUGCAACACCAGUUACAGAACCAAGAGUGCACAUGGGAUCCUUCAUUAUAACAUCAGCCAUUUUGCUUUCACUGAUUGGCUUCGCGUUCAGCACCUGGGCUGCUUGCAAAUCGUGGAAGAUUUACCGAGAAAUUUUCAAACAAAAGCCUGAUGUGCCGGAGAGCCUGGAAAGAGUAAUGGCGGACUCCCCGGACCUGCAUUCUUCUGCAGAAACAUCCUCUUUAGAAAUUCAUGAUAUCUUGAAAAAACUGCCGAAAAAGUUGUCUCUUGCAAUAAAAACCAACAAGAAAGAUGCCAUCGUGUUAGACACCGAAGAUGUGACUUUAAAUCCCACUAAGACGAACAUAGAUUCAAAUUCCAAGUGUUAUGGAGACAUGCUUAUCCACGAUUACCCUCGCUGUUCGUGUGACUUCGUGGGACCCCCUAGAUGGCGCUGCAGGCAAUGUAGUCGUUCUUCUGCGAGCUCCGCUAUCUAUAACCAGAGCUAUACAAGAACAAAUGGAUCGUUUACUAAAUUUGUCGGAGUGAAUGAAACGAGAUGUAUACAUAGCGACUCUCGUCGUAACUCUUUCUUUGAUUUCCAAGCGAGCUGGGAAAAUCGCGAAGAUAAUGAUUUUCCUCAUUUCGACUCUGUUUUUAACUCUGACACUGAGCCUGAUAUACACGAUGCUUGUGACCAUAGCACGCCUAACGAGGCUUUCAACCACCGUUGUGGGAAACUGAACGACUACGUGAUGGAAGUUUCCGAAGCCGGGAGAUCCGGGUUAAGUCACCGGUCCAUGUUUUUCCCACAGCCGUUUAAUACCGAGAGCUCUGUACUACAAAAAGACUUCGCAGUAGGCGGUUCAAUUGACCAUUCUUUACAACUACCUAACACAAGUCUUGAUUCUGUUGAACGCGGCCACAGUUCUUUGAAAACAUCAUCCGAUCACACGGGGAACAAUGAUUCGUUCGACCUGGUCGAAGACGAUGACAUAUUUAGUGAAAAACUCCUUAAAAAGCUGAACGAUAUAACUUUAACACCCCCACGUGAAACAGCCGUACGCUCUGCCUCAGUAGACUGCCCACCAAGUUGGAAUCCGUCGGAAAACUUCAGCGAAACUGCUUCGCUUUUCUCUGGCAGUUUUCCAGAAAGAAACGUCGCAUUACCCGACCAUUUAUUGCAAAAUAUUAACAAGCCGAAUCGGUUUCCUGAAUCCGAUAGUGCCUACGUCACAAUGGAUGACGUCAGCGAGUCAAUUAGUCGAGUUCCCUUAAUCCAAACAUCCGAUUAUGUGCGUGUUUGUGACGCACAAACCAAAGAAAACGGGAAGCUGUAUUUCGUAUAA